UCUUUCCCAUUUACAGAAGCGCACCAUUUGCAUAGCACCAUGGCUAAUUAACACUAUCAUUUCGGUAUUGGUAGAAGUAACCACAUAUAUAUUUAUGGAAAUGAAGUAUAAUGAAAUCGAUGCGGCCACAGACAAACGUAUAGUACGCAGCAUUUUAUUUGGCAUAUUUAUCAUGUUCAAUGCAAUGUUCACUUUUGCCAUUUAUUGGUUGUGUAAAUUUUUAAAACUACAACGACAAGAAAACCAAGUCUUACAGGAUAGUAUUGUGGAGGCCUCGGGAAUGUUUCAACAUGUUAAGGUUUAAGGCAAAUAAAAACAACAAACACACUAUAUGGGAUUUAAUUUAUAUUCAAAAUGAGACUUAAUUUUUAAUCUUUUUUUAGAAAACAGAAAAUUUUUGUUAGAAAAACUUACCUCAAAUACCACAACAAAACCUAAACGACAAGCCAAAAUUAUAUAAAAAGUACUACUUAAAUAAUAUUUAUUCGGUGAGGUAGGUGGUUCACGAAAAUCUGUAUAUCUGCAAAUAUAACAAAAACAGAAUAAUUCAAAUAAGAAAAAUCAAUAAAAUGUAUAAAUAAAAUUACUUACUUGCAAGAG
Molecule: messenger RNA, 600 nt
Organism: Lucilia cuprina (Australian sheep blowfly)
Lineage: Eukaryota; Metazoa; Arthropoda; Insecta; Diptera; Calliphoridae
Exons: 2
Coding region: 95-304 (69 amino acids)
Source: RefSeq, a predicted model, not a curated record